Impatiens glandulifera is the source of this 2300-nucleotide messenger RNA. RefSeq lists its product as uncharacterized. The transcript has 5 exons. Lineage: Eukaryota; Viridiplantae; Streptophyta; Magnoliopsida; Ericales; Balsaminaceae. The coding region runs from base 285 to 2069 and encodes 594 amino acids. The record is from RefSeq and is a predicted model, not a curated record.
GGCAUCAUAAGUGAGAAAGUGAGAACCCAUAGGGAAGAAACUCGUGCAGUAACGUACAAAGUGGUUUAUUCUUGACUUCCAUCUUCGUUUGUCUCUUCCCUUAACUCUUGCUUGCUACACGUUUCUUUCUUUAAUCUACAGCUCCCUCCUCAUAUCAUAUUCCCAAUUAUUGAUUGCAACACCUCCAUUUUCAGAACUUCCUCCACUUUUCACAGAUCAACCAUGCACUCUUAAUACUAGUCACCACGCCUGCGGAUUCCUAUCUAGUGAUAUCUCUGAAGAGUAUGAUGGAGCACAAACAACUAAAUUUCAAUCAACCAAUUCUAUCAGUUAGGAGAUACUCUUCAACUACUACACCAACUUCAGAGAACACUGAUAAAUGCAAAAUUGAUACCUCCUUCCCUAGUUUACCCUCUCUUCCUUAUUAUAGAUCAGAACUUAAAACAGGACCAUUAUCGAAUCCAGGGACUGUGCCUUUCAUAUGGGAGAGAAGCCCAGGGAGACCCAAGGAUGAAGACAAUCCUCACUUUAAGAAUCAUUCUCUUGCCCCCAAGCUCCCACCUGGCUGGACCUUGAAACCGCAAGCUCCCUCUAAACUUAACGAAGAUAUUGAUGUCACUGAUCCUCAAUUAAUUUCACUUUCUGAAGAUAAGUUUGAGAAAUCUAAAGAUAAUGAAGGGAAAGACAAUUCUGAUUCUGUUUCUAAUUCUGAUUCAAAUGUUGUCCAUGAUGAGGCUUACUUAGAUGCUCUUGAUACACUUUCAAGGACAGAAUCAUACUUCUUGAACUGUAGUAUGAGUGGACUGGAUGGUACCAAGGAAAAAACUGCUAGAGCUUUUUCUGCAGAUCCUCAGACACGAGAUUUCAUGAUGGGUCGGUUUCUUCCAGCUGCUAAGGCAAUGGCUGCUGAAAUUCCUCAAUCAUCCAAGAAGCAAAAUUUUCCACGAAAGGAGAAUGAGGUGGGAAGCGGGUAUAAGAAGCCACCAGUAGUUCGUCCCAAGUCUACUAAUAUACCAACAACUUACAUGGAGGAGUAUGGAAAGGAAGUAGAAAGCGAAGAUGAUUACUAUGAUGAACCUGGAAAUCUGUCAAACAAGGCUUGUGGCUUGUUACCUAGAUUCUGCCUAAAAGGUUCCUUUUGUCUUUUGAAUCCAGUGCCUGGUAUGAGUAUGAGGACACGGGUACCUAUGUCUCCUAUCAGCAGUGUGCGGACACGAUCCUCAUCAACUGGUUUAUGCAGCAAAUCUGAGAAUCAGCCUACUGAUCAGGUUUCAACUUAUGAACAAAAACGGGCUGGUGGAUUUGGAGGUACCGUGCAACAUGAAUCUCAUAUCAAAUUGGAUGGGUCACCUCAGCCUAGUUUUUCAGAUUCGGAAGAGUUUCAUGCUAUUCCUGGAGCCAUGAACAACGAGUUUCAUGAUUUUAAUUCAGGGGAGAAGAGGCUUAGCAGUUUACAGGAAUUGUUUUCUGACCCUAGCAGCAACACUAGUGAGGGAACUGGCAUCACAAAUCUUACGGCUGAGAAGACUGUAUAUGUGGACUCUGUUCAUAAACUGGCCCCCACAAAAUCAAUAUCAUGUUCUUCAGAUGAAGAGAUUCUUCCAAGGUCAUUGAAAGAAGACGACAUUCACUCACUUAAAGAUCGUGAGGAGAAUUCAGACAGUAACGACAAGAAAUCUACAGAUCAACGACAAAGCUUAUUAAGAUCUGCUGACACUCUUGUGUUAUCCUCUCCUUGCAGUUCAAACCAGAGAGUGAAUGUGGAUUACAGUCACUGUUAUCCUCAAAGAUCUACUUUUUCAACAAACACAAAAACACAACCUGCCAUAUCAGAGGCAAAAAAUAUGUCCCGAUUCAAACCAGGAUUUCCCCUUCCCCCUCCAUUGCCUAAGUCUCCAUCUGAGUCUUGGCUUUGCCAAACAUUGUCUGCCAUAUCAAAGAGCUCAUUAACAUGGAAAGACCACAUUGCCAGCCAAACUGCUUUGCAAUCCAUGGAAUCUAAGGUUCCGUCAGUUGAUCCCAAGUGGGAGACACUUGUCAAAACAAAUAAAAUACAGCAUCAGUAUUAGUGAUUUCUGGGGAACAAGUAACUCAUGGAUCAUCAGAAGCCCUGUUCUCAAGACCCACCACCUUCAGGUCAGGCAAUGGGGCUUUGUUUGGCUUCUUUGUUGUACAUUUUCCUUUGCACAAAGUAUACCCAAAAACAGAAUCUGAAAAUACAACAUUAUUCUUGCAAUUUCCUUCCUGCAAUAAAACGAUGUUUUUUCUUCUUGUAAAUGUUAUGAUUUAUUUGAGCUUCA